AUGGCUGAAUAUCGAACAGUGAAGACUAUGCACAGACGACAGGAAUCGGGGUUUUCUGGCAAUAAGAUGAACUGAAGUGUUCAUAACGUUCACAAUACGAAAACUUAUUACCAGAAAUUCGCAUAACACCAAUACUAAAUGAUCCCCUUUGAUUGCCUGUAGGAUGCCGAGUACCGACCUAUACCUUCGAAGCCCUUCAAGGACACGCCCUAGUUUUACGUGCCUUUUGUCUUUGUAGUAACGUAAAUACGUUCAUAAUCACGCACGUCGCGGAGUUACUCCGCAGUAAAGGUUAAUGUUGAGUAACGUUGGUCAAGGAACAUAUACGGAGUAAUUUACUAAUUACUAACCAUAGCAAAUAUUCUGUUAAGUUAAUUGCUUUAUCAAUGUUUAACUUACUAGUGUACAUAUAUGUGCAUGUUUAUAUAGAAUGUCAUACAGCGGUAGGUAUUUUACAUGACAACUACAACUGUGGCACACUGACCUCCGUGUUUCUCUGAUAAACAUCAUUAUAGUUGUCGUUAGAUACACUAUUUAUAUAUUUAACAUUAUCGUGUUCUUAAUUAGUCUGUCCACGCUAUAAAAUAUAUUAACAUUGUAACAUAUUUACAACAGUAACUCAUAGUAAAAAAGAAAGAGACCGGUUCAGUCAGGUGCAAGUUAAAUAGCACUACAUCUAUUCGCAUAAUAUUCAAACUGCAAAAUAAUUUAUAUUAUAUCGUAAGAUACACAGCAGUAAAGAAUAUUCCAAAUCUUAAGGCACCAUUACACUUUAAUUUAUGUUUUAAUAAAAGGAUGAGCAAUCAUUUUUAAAAAGUAAACUGUAAAUUUAAAGCAUUUGGAACUUUAUCAUUUUCUAAUGGUCAGCAUAUUAUAGUUAUUCUUAUUGAAGGCACACAACAUUUUCUGAUAUAAAAACGGCGCUGUAUCUUUUAUAACACUAGAAAUGUGAGGAAAAGACAGUAUUGUACAUUUGUAGUAAAGUGAUAUUAAAUAGAUCAGCAUUGCUUCCUUUCCUGAACGUGAUUAUCUUUAUACAGAAAACCAAAUCAAUCUUACAUCAGAUUUUGUUGUCCGAAACGAAGGUGAAAGUUUUUUUUUAUAAGAAAGGCGUUUUUUAAUCAUAAAAAACACACACAUACACAAAGAAAAAAAAAACAAAACAAAAACGACACAAAAAAACAACUAAAAAGACAACGAAGCUAUGCCACAAACGCUUCGAUUUUUGAAUUCUUGAAACACAGAUUAAAAAGCAUCCACUUCUCUAACAUCAGUUGGUUUUAAUCAGAGAUAAAAAAAUAUAUGAAAUGAUUUUAAAAAGAAUAGUACGGUUUGUUUCCUUUUGCCGAACAAAUUUAAAAUUUAUUCUGUUUCAAAUGCAAAAUUGUUACGCAAUUUCAACCUUUCAAAUAUUCAAUUUAGAACGAUUUUAUUUAAUAAUUAAGGCUUAACUAAAAUGUUUUGCAAUUAUUACAAAUCUAUAAAAAUGGUUAUCAUUUGUCUAUUAUAUGUGCCUUAUUUUACACUUAAAUAAAAAAGUACAUGCACAUCUAAAUGACAUGGCACAAAACUUCAAGCUUUGAUGACAUGAUUUAUAUAGUUACAAUCCAUGUAUCUUGUUGUUAUGUAGUAAGUUAAUUCAUUAUCAAACAAAUAUAUUGACGUUAAAAAUUGACGAGAACUAGAACAACUGUACAAUGGAAAACAAUGUACAAUAUAAAGAACUACUUACAUGUACAUCUGUGUAGGCUAACGCGCGCGCGCGACCCUGUCAGAACACGUGUUCAUCGAUCAUGCAUGGUGACCAUUUAAAGAACAAGGUCAAAAGGAACUAGGUAGGCAUACAUUUCCCGGACACCACAGUGGCAGAAAAUGUUUUCGUCAGUGAUAGCAGUUCUGCUUGUCUUCGUUCCUGGAUCCUUACAGUUAGACAAACACAAUCAUAAUCACGACAAUGUCGACCCAGAUUUUGGAAUUGGAGGAACUGGCGGAAUACCGGUUCCAAUGGAUCCCGGUUAUAUCAAAGGAGGUCCUGUAAAUAUUGGUCAAGAUUUUGGAAUGACCGGCUUAGGAGGUGAUGGUGGUGAAUUCAAUAGUAUGCUGAACGGAAACAACGGGUUUGUGAAAGGAGGAUCUGGGGGCGGGUUUAUUGGCAAUGGUCUGGGAAAUAAUGACGCUGGCUUUAUGAAUGGUGGAAGUGGGGGAAUUGUCAACGAUGGGAUGGCAUUAAAUGGCGGAGACGGAUUCCUUAACGGUGGGACAGGGGGUGUGGUUAAUAACGGAGGCGGGUUUGACAACGGGGGUAGUUUCAUUAGCAAUGGCGGAGGGGGCAGGUUUUCUAAAGGGGGUGGAGUUCUGAAUAACGGAAUAGGAUUUGACGGUGGAAUGGGCGGUGGAUACGAUACGUUUUCUAAUAAUGGAGGAGUUGGUGGAUUUGAAAAUGGAGGUGGAUUUACAGAUAACGGGGGCGGAUAUAUGGAUAAAUGGGGGUGGAUUUACAGAUAACGGGGGCGGUUAUAUGGAUAAUGGGGGUGGAUUUACAGAUAACGGAGGCGGAUAUAUGAACAAUGGGGGUGGAUUUACAGAUAACGGGGGCGGAUAUGUGGGAAUGAACAAUGAUGGUGGAUAUAUGAACAAUGGUGGCAUCGGAGGAAUAGAUGGUGGGGUAGGAGGUAACGCAGGUUACGGUAGUUAUAUUGCAAACGGAGGUGGCAGUAUUGGUGGAGGUUAUCCUGGUAAGAAACUCCGUGGAUUCUCCAGCAUACCACCCCGUUCAGUUGGUGGUGUUGGUGGCACAUCUAUAGCAGGACCGACAAGAGUUGGGGCAAUAGGCUCGGCUGACAGGGUCGUUGGGAUGAAACGAGGCUACACUAAACAUAGCUCACAUAUUACCACUGUGGUCCGACCAAUCGUUAGACCAGUAAUACGGCCAGUUGUCAGACCAGUUAUUCAACGUGUUGUACGACCAAUUAUCAAGCGUCCAGUAAUAAACCGUGUUGUUCGUCCAAUUUACCGUCCAGUAAUAAAUCGUGUUGUACGUCCUAUAAUAAGACGACCAAUCAUAAACCGGAUAGUGAGACCAAUAGUGAACCGUAUAGUACGUCCUAUCAUACGCCGUGUUGUCCAGCCGAGAGGAGAUUCUGGUCUAGGCGGUCUGGCAGGCAACUCGGGAUACCCUAGCUUGGGAAAAAGCGGUCUGGCAGGCAACUCGGGCUACCCUAGCAUGGGAAACAGCGGGAUUGGCGGCAUGUCACAAUCUAUGUAUAAACCAAGAUUACGAAAACCUCACAAAUAUUAUUAAAUUCUCUGUCUGUUCUUUCACAAUCUUCAUUAUUUUGUAGAGUAGAUUUAUGUAAUUUACUAUUGUUGUUUUUAGACUAGUUUUUGUCAAUAGGAAAAGUAGUGUCUUUUGUAAGAUUGUAUUCAUUUUAUAAUACAUGAAAUAAAAAUUCCCGUAUAUUGUACGUGAUAGAAAAUAAGUUUAUAGUAAGAUAUAGUGUGAUUUAUACUAUUAAAUGUUCUGAGAUCCUUAACUUACAACCUGACCUUUCAAUUUUUAUUGGAAUUUUAAUCAUUAUGGCAAAAACUGGUCAUAUACCAAUAUCCAUACACGUGAUUAACAUCCUGUGGUCAGAUUCACAAAACUCUUGAGUUUGAUGAAGAUAAUCAGAUAGGAUGGGAACAAGAUAUUUUUUAUAAUGCUUCUAUAAAACAAAUUGUAUGGUUAACAUUGAAAGUUUUUUUUCUCACUCCUACCUUUGACAUAUUUCAUUGUUCUUUCUUAUCAAGAAACAGCGCACGUGCCGAAUGAUUGACAGCUAACACUGUCAUGACAACUUGUACAGCGUCAUGUUUUCUCUUUUCUUACAAAUUUUUGUUAGAUCUUAAAAAUCAUCACAUAACUAUUUACCAUAAAAAACCUGAAAUAUUUUAUUUUUUAUCCUGUUUUGUUUUUGUUACGAAAAAGUUUCUAAUGCCUUUUGCUUUAUUACAGAUUUCCUUUAUUCAAUAUGACUUGUUGUUUGACAGAUUUUAGAUAUUUAGUAAUGUUACGUAGAUAUCUCAUCGCCAUUUUUAAAAUACGUUUAAAUUCAACAAACUAUCAUUUUUUGUAUAUAUUUUGCUCAUGUUCACAGAAAUGCUUCAUUGAUCUUUGAAAUCACGGAGUUUUACGAAAUAUACCGAAUUGACACGAGUUUUUGUGACGGAUGCAAUACAUUUAUUAGUACUUAGCGGAGAUAGAAUGUACGUAGAUCUCAAUAAAUCACUAGCUCUGUUGACAAAUUUUGUUUUUAUAUGUUAAAUGAUAAUAAUCUAAUUACCAAUCAAGACUUAUGUUGGAUUCUCUUAUCUGUAUAAAGGUCAGUUCAUGAUAACACGUGCUGAUUUCAGACAUAAGAAGUGAAAAGGUGAUCUCUUCUCGUUCAAUUUUCGUACAGAUAAAGAGCCAGACCUAAAAAGACCCAUUGAAGGUCUCUCACCACCCUGAAUUUGUUACCGUUUUACUCAUUUUGAUACAAAUUAAAAAAAAAGACAAAAAAACCCAAAACAAACAAAAAGACAAACAAAGAAAAACGGAUCAAACAGCUCAUUAGGAGUGACGCAGGACACCGUGUAUAUCCAGUAACGCAGAAAUGUGCAAAUAACGCAGGUAACGCAGAAUUGUGCAAUUUGGCACCUUGAUAAGUAAAUGGACCAAUAUUGUUUACUGUACACCUAAUUGGAAGAAAUGAAUUACCGCAUACGGAUACUUUAAACUUCAUCAAAAAUAUUUUCAUGAAAAUGUUUAUUUUUCAAGAUCAUUCGUGAAAAUUAUUACCUUGAUGCCGAUUUUUAGUUUCGUUGAUAUCUUGAAAUACAAUAACGUACAUGUACAUAUUACUUUACGAUCUUUUAAUGCGCUGUACCUAAAAUAUUUUCCAAUCUAUUCGUGUCAUAUUACAUUUAAUUUAGCAGAUUAAACGUAAUUGAUACCAUUUUUACGAGGUAACGCCGAAUUCGUGAAUGAAGCACUGAAACAACGGCGGUUAUCUCAUUAAAUGUAGGUAAAUUUUAUUUUACCAGCUUCCUUCUAUUGUCACCUUCAAAACGGUAAUCAGGUUGUCUUUCUCGCGAAUGAUCUAAAGAAGUAAACAUAUUCCUGAAAAAAAUAAUGUAAUGCUGGUUAAAGUAGAAUGUCGUAGCAGCCGUAUGCGCUGAUUCAUUUCUAAUAUUCGUUAAAUUUGAUUUAGAUUGAAAUAUUUUGGUUCGUUUCCUUACUGUGUUAUUCAUUUUUGGAAUAGCGUUGUACAGAUACGGCGUAAAUUUUACGUUAUUUGCACAUUCCUGCGUUACUGGAUAUGCACGGUGUAGACGCAACAGUCUGUAAUGUUUAAAUAAAUGGUUAAAUAAACGCUAUUGAGAACAGUUAAUGCGAAUUCUGAUUGUCAGAUGUAUUCAA
Molecule: messenger RNA, 5440 nt
Organism: Ruditapes philippinarum (Manila clam)
Lineage: Eukaryota; Metazoa; Mollusca; Bivalvia; Venerida; Veneridae
Product: keratin, type II cytoskeletal 2 epidermal-like
Exons: 5
Coding region: 2417-3301 (294 amino acids)
Source: RefSeq, a predicted model, not a curated record